CUUUUGGACACAAGAAAAGGAAAAGGAUUCUGGCGUGGGGGCGUACGUAUAUGGAUUGGGAGGGGGAGAUUAGUACUAGAAGAAGAAGAAGAGAAGAAGAAGAAGAAGAAUAAAGGCGAGAAUGGGCGGCAAGGGUGGUCCUUUCUCCUUUCGCCGGACCAGCGCUCGCCGUCGUGUGAAGAAGUCGCCUCAGACCACCCAUUCUUCGAUCGGAGAUGCCACCUCCUCGCCGCCUAGUACCAACAACAACAACAGCAGCAGCUUGAUUGCCGCCGCCGCUGCCGCCACUGCUGGGGGUGUUAAGGGGAAGAAGAAAACUGGUGGAGCGAGGCUAUGGAUGAGAUUCGAUCGCUCGGGGCAAUCGGAGCUCGUCGAGUGCGACAAGAAUACCAUAAUCCGCCGCGCCUCCAUUCCCCCUCGCGACUUGAGGAUUCUUGGACCUCUCUUUUCUCACUCCUCUAAUAUCCUUGCAAGAGAGAAGGCUAUGGUGGUUAAUUUAGAAUUUAUUAAGGCAAUAGUUACAGCUGAAGAGGUGUUGUUGCUUGACCCUCUUCGCCAGGAAGUUCUUCCGUUUGUGGAUCAACUCAGGCAACAACUUCCUAAUAAAGGCCCAUUUCAGAUCAAUGGAGCAGCAGGUCCUUUUGAGGAGCAAGAAAAUGAAAUGAAUGAUUUAACAAGUAGACAUUGGUUACCUGUUCCAGAGGCUGUUGAAGGUCUGCAAUGUGAGCUUCCAUUUGAGUUUCAAGUUCUUGAGAUUGCAUUGGAGGUUGUUUGUACGUUCUUGGAUUCCAGUGUGGCGGACCUCGAGAGAGAAGCUUACCCUGUUUUGGACGAACUGGCAAGGAAUGUAAGCACUAAGAAUCUUGAACUUGUCCGGAGUUUAAAGAGCAAUCUUACCCGUCUGCUUGCACGUGUUCAAAAGGUGAGGGAUGAAAUCGAACAUCUUUUGGAUGACAAUGAAGAUAUGGCACAUUUGUACUUGACAAGGAAGUGGAUCCAGAAUCAACAAUCUGAAGCUUUGUUGGGAGGUUCUGGUUCAAAUAGCAUCAACACCAUUGCUACUCAUCUUCCUCGGAUUAGUUCUAGGAGAAGUGGGAGUUUGGUGAGCAACCACUUGGAUGAUAAUGAUGUUGAAGAUCUGGAGAUGUUGCUUGAGGCAUAUUUUAUGCAGUUGGAUGGAACACGUAACAAGAUAUUGUCUGUUCGAGAGUACAUUGAUGACACAGAAGACUACGUCAACAUCCAACUAGACAACCAGCGAAACGAACUCAUUCAGCUCCAGUUGACAUUGACAAUUGCCUCAUUUGCCAUAGCAAUCGAAACAUUGAUUGCAGGAAUGUUUGGUAUGAACAUUCCUUGUACUAUGUAUGAAACGGAGGGGAUAUUUGAGCUCUUUGUUGGAGGUAUUACUGCAGGCUCUCUAUUGAUUUUCUUACUUGUUUUAGGAUAUGCCAGAUGGAAGAAGCUGCUUGGCUCGUAAGUUAACUCUGUUACCAUCUCUUAUUGUGUUUAUAUAAUCUGUAAAAUUCAUCAAUACCCACUUCAAUUCAUAAAUCUCUCUACAGAAAGUAUCUGUAUACCAUUGCAUAUUUCUCUAGGGCUGGAUGGAAGAUAAGAUAUUAGACCUAAAUGUGCUUAGAUCUGUGUUUUAAGAAAACCUUCGACAAAGCAAGUGAUUUUUUUGUA
Humulus lupulus (European hop) is the source of this 1686-nucleotide messenger RNA. Its product is annotated as magnesium transporter MRS2-4-like. Gene Ontology annotation, cellular component: membrane. Gene Ontology annotation, molecular function: magnesium ion transmembrane transporter activity. The record is from RefSeq and is a predicted model, not a curated record. Gene Ontology annotation, biological process: transmembrane transport; magnesium ion transport. NCBI's taxonomy places the organism in Eukaryota, Viridiplantae, Streptophyta, Magnoliopsida, Rosales, Cannabaceae. The transcript has 4 exons. The coding region runs from base 122 to 1480 and encodes 452 amino acids.